Tuber aestivum (summer truffle) is the source of this 1725-nucleotide messenger RNA. The record is from the annotation of a GenBank genome assembly. NCBI's taxonomy places the organism in Eukaryota, Fungi, Ascomycota, Pezizomycetes, Pezizales, Tuberaceae.
AAGCUUCGCCCGAUAACCGACCCCGCCAUCAACAUCUAUCCUUCUCCCUCCCUCCAGCCUCCACCACCUCAUCCCCAUCCCUUCCCCCCUUCCCUACCAAGGUCCACCCAAAACUAGCCAGAUACCUCGUGUUUGUUUCACCUCAUACCACUCACCAGAGCCCCCCCCGCGCCCUACAACUCGUGAGUACCCUUUUUCACUACUCUUGGCAACACCAGCGCCCGAGUUGGGAUUUGAGCCCCGGUUUAUCUUGCUCCUCUGCCACGAUAAAAUACUCGGUUCUGUACUUGUCGGUAUCUAAUACACCACAGCAGAAGCAAUAAUAGCACGGCAAAAAAAGUACUCUAGAGCCACAAGCGGGCACGGAAGAAAAACUGAAAUCAUGUCUAUCAAGUAACCCCCCUGUUUCCCCCUGUCACCCCCUGUUCCCAUAGAGAUGCUAACCAUCAACUAUUCGUAACAGCUGGGUGAUGCUCUCUCCCACCCCACCACACUCAUUUAUCGCCCUCCCAAACGAGCGAUCCCUCUACCAAUCACCAGCGCGCACGGGUCUCUCCUUAGCUACCACGUCCCCAUACCCGGGCACCCAACCCCUAUCAAUCAGCAGCAGCACUGGGACAGCAUACAUAACAAACCAGCGCAUAGUCUACAUCCCAACUACCAAAACCUCCGACUUUGAAUCAUUCGCCUGUCCAAUCGCAAACCUGCAUGACACACAUGUGGCUCAGCCAUUCUUUGGACCAAACGUUUGGAAGGCUGUUGUCCAACCUGUUGCUAACGGUGGACUGGGAGGAGGGGGGGGGGUGGAGUUGAAGUUGGUUUUCAAGGAUGGUGGCGCGUUCGAUUUUUCUACGGUCUUUGAGAGGUUGAAGGAGAAGGUUCUCAAUGCUAGGGAGGCGGGCGCCGGCGCUGAAGCGGUGCAUUUAGAUGAGUUGCCGACGUAUGAAGAUGCCAGGAGUGGGCAGCCAUCCCCUUCCGCCGCCAUCACUACUGGUGCUCCCCUUUCGCUCAAUGUGGUGGCACCUGCAAUGGUAUCAGAGCUACCCGAAAUUACUAUUGCACAAGCCGAUCCCGAGCCCGCCAUCCCCAGUGGUCCUCCGCCUGGCUACGAAGAAGCUCAGCGAGAGUCUGUCGCGGAAGAGCUCGAGAGGCAAAUCGGGCAAAUAGCGGGCGCCAGAAUUCAAUAGACUCCCUCUUUUUCUCCCACAUUUUCUCAUUCUUCCACUUCUGCGUUUAAAACUUAUUCAAUUCUGCUCUGCGCUCCUUCCCUUCUCCAGUUGAAAUUUGCUUGGACCCAACUUUUCUUCCCUUCCCUCACUUCCGUAGGGUUGCUUGGAUUAGCUUAGGGGGCGUUGGGGUAUGCAACAUAAAUUUAUUGUUGUCUGUGCUGAGUUUCCUUUUUUCCCCUUUUUCCAUACUAUUUUUACUCUGCUGUUCAUUUUUUUACCUGUACAUUUCUUUCCCUUUUCACUUGAGCGCUCAGGGAGGAGGGGUGAGUGUAACAUAACCAUGCGUCGAUCGAUUGCUGAUUACCUGCUUACCCUACUACCAUCAAACGAUUGUGAAAGAAAUGUAAACAGCUUUGCAAGUGAAACGAAGCAUGCAUCCCCGUUGAUUUCUGCCAGCGAAGUAAUUAGAAAUUACUUUUUAGUAACCCAAAUCUCGACAGUACUAGUCCUCCUCCUCCUAACAUCUUCAUCCUCCCCCUCCUCCCCCUCCUCCUCC